GGGCGUGGUCCGCUCUGGGUCUGCGGCCUCCGCGCAGAAAGUUUUCAGCUAGUACCUGCUACUGACAAAACCCAAACAGCAGUCUAAGGGCAAAGAACAGAAGUCAGCUUCCCAGAACAGAGCAGAGAUCUGGGCAAUGGGAAAGGACAGAACAGCAAACAGGAUAAAGAGCAUACAAGUUAUUUAAGGAAAGAAAAGUCACCACUAUGGAUGCUUUCCAAGAAGUUUUCUCUGUUCAAAUUCAAAAUCUACUGUAAGGCUCGGUCUCCUUAUCUGUGUAAUGGGAAUGGUGCUGUCUUUGUCCCAGAAAUUCCAUGGAAUUGUAGUUGGUUCUAUUUUGCAAUGUCUGUAUCUGAAGAGCAAAGUAAGGACAGAAGAAAUGGAGGAGAAAAUGAGAGAGUUCUGCAAGCCAACAACAGAAAUCUCACCACCUCUUUUGAAUAUCCAGACAAUACAAUCAAGACUUCAAAAUAUAAUGCCUUAAACUUCCUGCCCAUGAACCUAUUUGAACAGUUCCGGAGACUUGCAAAUGCCUAUUUCCUGAGUUUGGUGUUCCUGCAGUUGAUUCCCCAGAUUUCCCCCUUGGCAAGUUAUACAACUCUAAUACCUCUGACGGUGGUGUUGGCCAUAACAGCCGUGAAAGACGCCAUCGAUGAUAUGAAAAGACACCAAAAUGAUAAUCAAGUUAACAACCGUCCUGUUCUGCUGCUGGUGAAUGGCAGGAUGGAAGAGGACAAAUGGAUGAAUGUCCAAGUGGGAGAUAUAAUCAAACUAAAAAAUAAUCAGCCAGUUACAGCAGAUAUACUAUUGCUCUCAAGCAGUGAGCCAUAUGGUCUAACAUACAUAGAAACAGCAGAACUGGAUGGUGAAACCAACCUGAAAGUGAAGCAGGCCAUCUCAGUUACCAGUGAACUGGAAGAUAACUUGGAACUGCUGUCUGCUUUUGAUGGAGAAGUAAAGUGUGAUCUUCCCAAUAAUAAGUUGGACAAAUUUACAGGCACCCUGACCUAUAAAGGGAAAAAAUAUUCACUAGGCCAUGACAAGCUGCUGCUUCGAGGCUGCAUCAUCAGGAAUACAGACUGGUGCUACGGCUUGGUGAUUUAUACUGGGCCAGACACCAAAUUAAUGCAGAACAGUGGCAAGUCCUCCUUUAAACGGACACAAAUGGACCGUUUUAUGAAUGUCCUUGUGCUCUGGAUUUUCCUGCUUUUAAUCAUCAUGUGUUUUAUCAUGGCAAUUGGCCAUGGCAUUUGGCAAAGCAAGAUAGGCUACUACUUCCAGGCUUUUAUGCCAUGGGAUAAUUAUGUCUCUUCAUCAGUUGCAUCUGCCGCACUCAUUUACUGGUCCUACUUCAUUAUUCUCAACACCAUGGUGCCCAUUUCCCUCUACAUCAGCGUUGAAAUAAUAAGACUGGGCAAUAGUUUUUAUAUCAACUGGGAUCAGAAGAUGUUUUAUGCACCAAGGAACACCCAGGCACAGGCUCACACUACCACCCUUAAUGAAGAGCUUGGCCAGGUCAAAUAUGUGUUCUCUGACAAAACAGGGACCCUGACUCAAAACAUCAUGAUCUUCAACAAGUGUUCUAUCUAUAGAAAACUCUAUGGCAAUUCCUCUGACAAGGUUGGAUCUAAGGUGACAGACUGUAAGAAAGAAAAAGUUGACUUCUCCUACAACAAACUGGCCAGUCCCAACUUUGCAUUUUAUGACAAUACUUUGGUGGAAGCUGUGAAAAAUGGAGAUAAAUGGGUACACUUGUUUUUCCUCGCCCUCUCAUUGUGUCACACUGUGAUGUCAGAAGAGAAAGUAGAAGGUGAGCUGGUGUACCAGGCUCAGUCCCCAGACGAAGGUGCCCUUGUCACUGCUGCCAGAAACUUUGGAUUUGUGUUCCGUUCCCGCACGUCUGAUACAAUCACAGUGGUCGAAAUGGGAGUGACCAGAGUCUACCAGCUGCUGGCUAUUCUAGACUUCAGCAAUGUCCGCAAGAGGAUGUCUGUUAUUGUGCGGACGCCUGAAGAUCGGUUAAUGCUUUUCUGCAAGGGGGCAGACACAAUCAUCUGUGAGUUGCUCCAGUCAUCCUGCACAGACCUCAUCGAUGUGACCAUGGAACACUUAGAUGACUUUGCCACGGAAGGCCUUCGCACCCUCAUGGUGGCUUACCGAGAGUUGGAUGCUGCAUUUUUCCAGACCUGGAGCCACAAGCACAGUGCAGCUUACUUAUCUUUGGAGGAUCGGGAAUAUAAAUUAUCAGUUGUCUAUAAAGAGAUAGAAAAAGACUUGAUGCUGUUAGGGGCCACAGCCAUAGAAGACAAGCUGCAAGACGCAGUACCUGAGACAAUUAUCACCCUGAACAAAGCCCAAAUUAAAAUCUGGGUUUUAACUGGAGAUAAGCAAGAGACUGCUGUGAACAUUGCCUAUGCCUGUAGUAUAUUUGAGGAUGAAAUGGAUGAGGUAUUCAUGGUACAAGGCAAGAAUUAUGAGACAGUUUUUCAAGAACUCAGGGCAGCAAGGGCCAAGAUGAAACCUGAGACUUCAUUGGAAUCAAACCCAACAAAUGUUCGUCUUUCCUCAAAGCCCAAGAUGCCCUUCAUAGUACCUGACGAGGUGCCCAAUGGCAACUAUGGCUUGGUCAUCAGUGGCUACAGUCUGGCCUGUGCUCUAGAAGAGAACCUGGAGUUGGAACUGCUGCAAACAGCAUGCAUGUGCAAGGGAGUGAUCUGCUGCAGGAUGACGCCCCUUCAGAAGGCCCAGGUGGUUGAGCUGGUGAAGAAGUACAAAAAGGCGGUAACAUUGGCCAUCGGGGAUGGGGCCAAUGAUGUCAGCAUGAUCAAAGCUGCCCACAUUGGAGUCGGCAUCCGUGGCCUUGAGGGGAUGCAGGCCAUGCUCAACAGUGACUUUUCCUUCUCCCAGUUCCACUACCUUCAGCGCCUUCUUUUGGUCCAUGGCCGCUGGUCUUACAAUCGCAUAUGCAAGUUUCUCAACUACUUCUUCUAUAAAAACUUUACCUUCACCCUGGUUCACUUCUGGUAUGCCUUCUACAACGGCUUCUCUGCGCAGACAGUUUACGAUAGCUGGUUUAUGACCUGCUUCAAUCUGAUCUACACCUCCCUUCCUGUCCUGGGCUUGAGUCUGUUUGAUCAGGAUAUGAAUGACACAUGGAGCCUAAGUUUUCCAGAGCUGUAUGAAGCAGGCCAGCAAAACCUCUUUUUCAAUAAGAAGAAAUUUGUGAAUUGCUUAAUAUAUGGGAUCUACAGUUCCUUUGUGUUGUUCUUUGUCUCCAUGGGGACCAUCCACAACUCGGAGCGCGAUGAUGGGAAGGACAUCUCUGACUUUCAGACUUUUUCCUUGAUAGUACAGACCUCCUUGAUGUGUGUGGUCACAAUGCAGAUUGCCCUGAAGACGACCUACUGGACAUUGAUGAGCCACCUCUUCAUCUGGGGUAGCCUGGGUUUCUACUUUUGCAUGCUAUUCUUCCUGUACAGUGAUGGCUUGUGUGUAAUGUUCCCCAGCAUCUUCCACUUCCUAGGUGUGGCCAGGACCUCACUGAACCAGACACAGCUGUGGCUGAGCAUUAUCCUCAGCACAGUCCUCUGUAUAAUACCUGCAAUUGGGUACAAAUUUCUCAAACGGCUAGUAUACCCUGUCUUUGUGGACAAGGUUUUGGACCUAAGUUGGCAUUACAGGAAAUAUCCACUGCCACCUCCAAUUCACGUCAGAUUGAAACACUCAAACCUUCGACGUUCUGCAUAUGCUUUCUCCCACCAAAAUGGCUUUGGGGCCCUCAUCACUUCUGGCAAGACAAUGAGUAGAAGGCAAAAGAAGAAAAACAGCUUUCCUUUAAAAAAAUAGAGGUCCUUUGGGAGACUCCAAAAGAGUCAGUCAUUGCUCUUCCUCUUUUAUAGUCAUGCAAUUCAGUAAGAGGGGACUAGAAAUCAGCAUAUGCCUGCUCCUCUACUAUCACUACAGGGCAUUCUGCAAAAGGCUGUGCCCUCACAAGCAACAAAUGGACUUAGGAAAAAGCCCCCAGAUAACUACCAGAGUUGCUAAACUUCAAGAAAAAGCUACCUCGUGCUUCUCUCUUCCCAUCACUUUUAAAUUUUAAUCCAGACAAGAAAAUGUGGAAAUAUGGGGUGGAGAGAGACAGUGUGGGAAAGAAAAAGAAGAUAUGGUAUAAGAAUCUUACUUUGGUCCUGAAUUUGUUUACUGGUACCAAAAAAAACAAACCUUACUUUGGUCCCUGCCUCCUAUACCCAUAGCAACCAUAACCUGCCCAGGGCCACAUGAACAUACUUCCACCCAGCCUCCUUGCGCAGGUUUAUCUGGGAGCUCUGAAUGAGCAGUUUGCGAGUCCUUGGUAAUAACUGUGGAAGCAACUGUGAAGAGUUGGCCUUCAGAAGGUGGAGUUUCUGGAGGGAGGGAGGGAGGGAGGGAGGGAGGGAGGGAGGGAAGGAGAAAGGAAGGAAGAGAAAAAAGAAGGAAGAAAGGGACAGAAAG
Messenger RNA from Octodon degus (degu), 4491 nucleotides. RefSeq names its product phospholipid-transporting ATPase FetA. The coding region runs from base 211 to 3846 and encodes 1211 amino acids. Gene Ontology annotation, cellular component: plasma membrane. Gene Ontology annotation, biological process: phospholipid translocation; Golgi organization. Lineage: Eukaryota; Metazoa; Chordata; Mammalia; Rodentia; Octodontidae. The transcript has 29 exons. Gene Ontology annotation, molecular function: ATP hydrolysis activity; ATPase-coupled intramembrane lipid carrier activity; ATP binding. The record is from RefSeq and is a predicted model, not a curated record.